UAAAUAUACAGAAUAACUACAGGAACAAGAACGAGAUGAGAGGAAGAGCAGAUAUAAACCAAGAAGCUUGCUUGAAAACACUGACCCGGCUUUAAGUAACUCCCUGCGAGGGCUAACUAGGAUCCCAGGUGAGGUCUUGGCGCGUUGUGUGGUUCUUCUGGCUGCAACAACGCCUUUUAUUGCUCGUAUACCUUUGUACCUGAAACUAACUGUCUUCUUUGACAGACCCGUUGGUUCCCGCUGCCCGCUGUCUUCGAGUGAUUGAGACAAGGAAGAUAUAUUCUCGCCUGGUGCUGGUCUCUCUUUUCCUUCUCGCAGGCAUUCUCGACAUUGCCUCUCACCCAUCUGUCGGCGGGGGGUUGGUUUCUUUCUUUGCAUAUCACUACUUACUCUCUCGAGCCCGACCUCUCUACUAUUUAGAUCUCUUAUAUCUCGAAGGCUCCCAUAUUCUGCGCAGAGACCCAAUAUAACUAAUUCACGAUGGCGUGGCAAGCGGAGGAGAGCACACUGGCGCAGCUGGCGGGGUAUCUCAACGACACGUUGAAUGCGCGAGAUCAAGCAGUUCGCAAAAAUGCAGAGCAGGUGAGAAAUCCAGCUUUAUAUUGGAUUUGAUUUCACGUAUAUUUGAAAUAAGAAUGGCAAUUUUAACGGCGCUGGCAAUACAGAUGCUCACGCAAGCUACAUCUUCUCCUGACUUUGUCAAUUACCUAUCAUUCCUACUGCGAACUCCCCAACCUCCUGCUGCCGUUGGCUUUGAUAUCAAGGGAUAUAAUGUUGUUCGAGUGGCUGCUGCUAUGAACCUAAAGACAAAGAUAAAAGUGGCCUACCAGUCGAUACCUCCAGAAGCUUUGGCGUACCUACAAACAGCAAGCCUGGUAGCUCUGGGCGAUGAAUCUACCCAUGUUGCGAACUCCGCAGGUACAAUCAUGGCAGAAAUGAUUAAACAGGGAGGGAUAUUAGGAUGGCCAACUUUGCUUGAGGAGUUGGUGUCAUUAGUAGGGAAUGCCUCUGCUUCAGUUCCAAGUCGUACUCAAGAGGCUGCAAUGACUGCCUUGCAAAGAAUAUGUGAGGACAAUCAUCGACUUCUACAAAAGGAAAUCCAGGGACAGCAACCAAUCCAUGCCAUUUUGCCAAAAAUAAUGGAGUUCACCGCAAGCUCUGUACCAAAAGUCAGGACCAUGGCCUUGUCGACAGUUCACAUGUUCAUCGCUCACAAAUCUCCCGCCCUCAUGCAAUCCCUGGAUACUUUCCUUCAGUGCCUUUUUAAGGUAGCCGAAGAUCCUAACACGGAUGUUAGGAGGGCCGUUUGCCAGGCCUUUAACCAAUUAGCAGAAGUUGCCCCUGAAAAGCUGAUCCCCUAUAUUGACGGGCUCGUCAACUAUGUAUUGAUGCAGGAACAUAGCCAGGAAGACCCAGAACUGGUGUUGGAUGCUUCAGAAUUCUGGAUAGUUGCCGGAGAAGAGAAACAGUUGAGGUCGGCGUUGACUCCAUACCUGCCAAAGAUUAUUCCCGUCUUGUUGCAAAAUAUGGUUUAUGACGAAGAAGAGGCCGCUCUAAUUGCAGGAAAGGCAGAUGACGCUGACCAACAGGACAGACCUGAAGAUCUAAAGCCUCAGUUUGCAAAAACAAAGUCUGACCGAUUGGCUAGUGCAAAAGAAAGUGAGGAUACCUCCAACGGUGAAACGAAGCCAGCGCCUGAAUCUGAAGACUCUGAUGAUGAUGAUCUAAGUGAUGGGGAGAUCGAGGAUGAUCCCGAAGAAGAGUGGACAAUAAGAAAAAGCUCUGCCACAGCUCUGGAUAUCUUCGCAACUGUAUACCAUCAGCCUGUGUUUGAAAUUGUUCUCCCCUAUCUUCGAGAGCACUUGAAGAACCCUAGCUGGGCCCAUCGUGAAGCCUCAGUACUGGCGCUCGGUGCCAUUGCUGAUGGUUGUAUGCUAACAGUUCAACCUCACCUACCGGAACUCAUCCCUUACCUAGUAUCACUCCUAACGGACCCAGAGCCAAUCGUCAGAAUGAUCACCUGUUGGUGUCUGGGUAGAUACUCAGGGUGGGCUGCACACCUUGAACCCGCUGAAAAGGCCCGUUUCUUUGAGCCGAUGAUGGAAGGAAUGCUCCACUGCAUGUUGGAUAACAACAAAAAGGUCCAAGAGGCUGCGGCAUCUGGCUUCAGAAGCUUGGAAGAGAAGUCUGGACCGCAUAUCAUUCCAUACUGCGAACCAAUUCUUCGCCAGUUCGUGCUUUGUUUCGACAAGUACAAAGACCGAAACCUGGACGUUCUCUAUGACUGUGUACAGACUCUUGCCGAGUGUACUAUGUCUGAACUAGCAAAACCCGCACUAGUAUCUAUCCUUAUGCCUUGUCUCAUUGGAAGGUGGAACAAAGCCGCAGAUGAAUCCCGAGAGAUAUUCCCGCUCCUGGAGUGUCUUGGGUACAUAGCUAGCGCUUAUGGACAUGCCUUCACACCUUUUGCACCACCAAUAUUCAGCAGAUGCACCAAGUUGAUAUAUAACACCAUUAUGGAGUGCAAUGCCUUGGCUAAUGGCCAGACAACCGAGGAGCCCAACAAGGAUUACUUUAUCACUUGCUUGGAUCUCCUCUCCGCGAUUAUCCAAGCUAUUGAUCGCCAAAAGAGUGAGGAACUUGUGGCAAGCACCCAGCCAUCCUUCUUCCAACUUCUUGCCUACUGUCUUCAAGAUCCAUACUACGACGUAGGUAUGUCAGCGUACGCAGUCCUUGGUGACUGUGCAAUGGUCCUGUUUGAACAGCUACAGCCAUUUCUACCCACCAUAAUGCCGACACUUCUAAAACAGCUUGACCUGGAUCAAUUGGCGGAUGAGGAUUCAUCAACCGGGUUAAGCGUGGUGAAUAAUGCCUGCUGGGCGUGUGGGGAGAUAUCUAUAAAUGCAAAAUCAGACAUGGCCCCUUACGCAGAGAACCUCUAUACCUUACUAUACGCCAUUAUGAUCAACGAAGAAAUUCGUGAUUCCGUGACCGAGAAUGCAGCUAUUGCUCUGGGACGCCUUGGCAUAGGGUGUGCUGAGCAAUUAGCUCCGCGUCUGGCGCAGUAUGCAUACACUUUCCUGUUGAUCAUGGCAAACGUGGAGUUUUCGCGAGAAAAGGUGGGCGCUUUUGCGGGAUUUAACCAAGUUCUUAAGCAAAACCCGCAGGCACUGGAAUCCUGCCUGCCAGAUUAUUUCAGUGCUGUCGCAUCAAUGACCGACAAGCCCUUCCACGCCCCUGAAUUUGAUGAUUUAGACCAGUCUACCAGACAAGUUCUUCAAGGUUACAAAGAGUUGAUCCCUGACUUUGCAGCUUUCAUGGGAACCCUGGAUCCAAAUGUGGCCUGGAGACUUCAGACAGCCUACCAAAUAUAAUUCAGGCUAUACAGCCCUCCACUCUGUCUCUUUAUUAUCUCCUGCAUAUCCUUACGGCCAAUCAUGUUAUAGGUUAUAUAUCUGUUUUCCCUUUACACUCCUAAAAUCAUUCCAUGCCUCCCUUAUUCUCUAUCGGCCCUUUUCCCCCCUUAUCCACCAAACCGCCUCAUGACUCUCCUAGUUCUCCUCCCAUUGAUAUCCCUUUAUCCUUAAAAAAUGUAGUAUCUGAGCCGUCGGCACAUAAACCCUUUCUUUCAUUUGCUGGGGCGUCAAAAGAAGAUGACGGGAAAAUCAAGGAUAGUAAUUGUAUGCCCCUUUCUUCAAGUUAAAAGAAAGUAAAUAAAUAAAUAAAACGAAUGAAUGAAUACAUAACACAAAAUAAUCGACUGAUCCGGUGGGGGUUGGAGAUACGGAAUCUAUUAGUUAGUGUUCCUUGGAAUAAUAUACACCUCCCUUUGACAAGAAAACGGUGGAACUGUUCUUCCAUUAUCAUCAGUUACUGGUGAAGAGCAUUAAGUACCUUGUGUGCUCUAAUUUUUGCAAAACAAACAUUUAUCUAGUACUAAAUUCCAUCACUAAAAAACUGUUGCGUUCUUGUGAUUCAUCUCCAACUCAAUCCCGCGUAUGAAGAGUACGUAUCCAUUGAACAUCUUAAUCUAUCUUUGAAGAAUCCCGGCACGAGUUCUCAUUACCUGUUGGUUCUUGAGUUUAUUGUGACGUUAAAUGCUUCUCAAACCCCCUGUUCUCAACACAGUAUCACCCGUGAUCGGCCGAUUAUAAACCCUUUUACGAUUAAGGCGGCCCGAUCUCCAUGUGUCCGAAAUGCACUCUUUAUGCCAUUAUUACAAGAAAUCUCCGAUAUAUUUUUUCCAAGUACAUAUGCAUGCCCCAUAAUAUCCCUCCCGUCCAGCGUGGCCAUUCAAAAAAGGUCCCAUCUGUUGAGAUUCCAUGUCAAUGUAUCAAUACCAUCAAGGAACCAGCGCUACCAAACAGGAGUGGAUCCUGGGCGUGGAAUGUUGGUUGGGCACGAACAUCAAUCUACUCGGUCUUCUAAGGAUAUUCGAGGUAUAUUUUCUUUCCUUGUAUUGGCUUCAAAAGCAUAGGUUUCGCAUGAUUUAUCGGAACGUAACGUCCAGAGUAGCGUGAUCUUAGAAUUGAGUCUCGAGGUUAUUAGGCAUAGGGGUAGAAACCCGAGACAAGUUACCUGGUCUUUUGAGCCCUGCAAAGGGCCGCGAGUCACGGCAGAAACGGCGUCCUGCAUUCCACAAAUGCAUCAAGUUACAUGAUGACGACGUACGUAGGGAGAUGCAACUCGCGGAUAUCUUAGAAGUGUGCGGACGAAUACAUGACCGACCUCUGCCGGUGUGAAAAGCUUGUAAACGAAGCAUGCGGCCGGGGGCUGAUUCUGCCUGUUUGACACACACACAUCACACUUCUCUUUUUUGAAAAUAUUUUCUGGAAGAAUAACUA
Trichophyton rubrum CBS 118892 is the source of this 4844-nucleotide messenger RNA. RefSeq lists its product as uncharacterized. Lineage: Eukaryota; Fungi; Ascomycota; Eurotiomycetes; Onygenales; Arthrodermataceae. Gene Ontology annotation, molecular function: nuclear import signal receptor activity; small GTPase binding. The record is from RefSeq and is a predicted model, not a curated record. Gene Ontology annotation, cellular component: nucleus; cytoplasm. Gene Ontology annotation, biological process: protein import into nucleus. The transcript is spliced from 2 exons. Bases 636 to 3374 code for a protein of 912 amino acids.